AAACUUUCAGUUUCAUUAUCCUUGUGUGUACUAAGCUCGUAACACACUUGCACACUUCAUUCACAAUUUUGUGUUAAACGUAAAAACAACAAUAACAUUGGAGUUAAACGGAGAAAUUCUGCAGUCUGGUUACGAAAAAUUAUUUUGAAUUUCUUUUUUUCUUAGUGCUUUCCAUAUACGGCCUUUCGUUUCCUCUGUUUUGAUUGAUUGAUAUGUCAUUGUCAGAAUGUGGAAGUGUCAUAAAUGUGGAAAACCCGUUUAUUUCGCUGAAAGGAAGCAGUCAUUAGGAUACGACUGGCAUCCAGAAUGUCUGAGAUGUGAAGAAUGUGGUAAAAGACUGAAUCCUGGACAGCAUGCCGAACACAAAGGUGUACCAUAUUGCCAUGUUCCUUGCUAUGGUGCUCUAUUUGGGCCACAACUAUUUGGUCAUGGUACCAGAGUAGAGUCUCACACAAGUUUCGGUAAAGUUGAAAACCGCACAGGCAUACCAAAUUUACCAAGGUCCCAUUUGGAAUCAAAGCUGAAACUAUUUAAUCAAUACUAUGAAGGCAAAAGUGGCAAAGUUCACUGCAGAGAGGUUAAUGGCCGGUUGGUUCUGGAGGGUGCCUUAAGGAUCUACUGGGGAGUUGUAGGAGUUAUCCAUCUGAAAGAAGAAUAUGAUCAAAGAACAGUUGUUACUGUAAGGAAGCGUAAUUCAUAUAGAUACAGCAAUGGUACCAAUUUAAAUAGGUAUUACAAUGGCAAAAGCAAAGGUGCUGUUCCUGUUGGAGGAAGCUCUGCAUCCUGCAGCAGCUCCUCAACAAGUUCUCCUAUCAGUUCGCCAAUGAGUUCUCCCAUGAGCUCUCCUCAUGAUUCUCCUACGCAUUCCUCUAAGGCAUCAUCUGACUCAACUCCAAGUACAGCAUUGUUUGAGUAUAAAAGUAGUACUCUUCCUGCCAAACUGGACCUUAAAAAUAUUGACUGGGAUGAGUUGGAUGAUCUCCUUCAGGUGGAAAGACGAGUAGAAGAUGGAGAAAAACUUUACCAGACCAUGCCUGUUGGGCUUCAUUCAGUGUCCUCUCCAGAACCCUUUGAAUCCAGUUCAUCAUCCACCCCGCGAGCUCCCCUUACUGCUCAGUCUAGUACUGAAUCAUCGGAGUUGCCUCUCGAUAUUGUGGACAGCCAUGAUGAAUCUCCUGGAAGUUCCAAUUCAAUACCGAAAGGAGUUAACAAUGAAGAAAAUAUUGAGAAAGCUGACUCUUCCAAAGUUGAGAAUCACUUAAAUCCAUCAGCCAAUAAAUUUGAUGAUGAUGAUGACAAUACUGAUUCUUACUCAAAAUGUUUUGAAGAAAAUUUAGAAUCUGAAAAACGGAUGUCGAGAUCUCAGAGUAUGCCCCCUGAUUACAAUGGAGAUGGUGACGUCUGGGCUGAUGAUGAUGCUGAUGAUGAUGAAUCAGAUAUGAAUGACCACCCAUUAGAUCGUUCCAUCAGUGUUCCUGAAACUGCCCGUAGUAGUAGCAGCAGCGGAUUGGGUGACUCUUGUGGUAGUGAUAAUCAGUGUCGAAGAAAAGCUGCCAAAACUGGAUCUGCUGCUAUUCGACGGCGCCCAGGUCGACGACGCUCUCGAACUAAACUCAGGAGAAGAUGCUCCAUCAAUGGCCAUUUUUAUGAUAGGGAGACAAGUUUCUUUACUCCUCCUCACGGUAGCAGCACAAGUGUCUGGGUAACAUCACUGGUUUCCACGCAAGAAGUAGUAAAUCUAAUGCUGGACAAAUAUAGAGUGGAUAGCAAGCCUGAUAAUUUUGCACUCUUUGUUGUUUAUGAUAACGGAGAACAAAGACGAUUACGUGAGGACGAAUAUCCAUUAGUAACUCGAAUUCUACUUGGACCUCAUGAGGAUGUUGCCAGGAUUUUUAUUGUUGAUCGGCAUAGUACAUGUGAAGUGAGCAAUGAAGUGGCCCAGUUUUUAAAUCUGUCUGUCACUGAAUGCUCAGCAAUCUUGGAGGGUUAUCAGAGAGAAGAAGACCGUCAAGUUCAAGCUGUUCAACUAAGGUACAAGGAACUUCAAAAACGAAUUAAACAGAGGAUGGAAGAGUUAAAAGUGCGCCUAUGAUGUAUAAAUUUUCCUGCUUAUCCCCAUGUCCGUGCAUGGUCCCCAAGAAGUAGUAAGUUUUGUUUUAAUGCUUCUGUUUCUAGCUUUGACAUCAUACAUUUUUGCUUUUGGUGUGUAUAUUUAGUAGCACAUAUUUGUAUUUUCCUGACAUUCUGUUCUGUUAAAAUUUAACCAAACAAGCUUUGCUAGAAAACUAUACACUAUUACAGUUCUCAAGAGACAUUUAACUAAGCAAGGGAGCAUUUAUUGUACUCAUUGUUAUGUCGGUUUGAAGUCUUUCCCAUAUUAUUUUGUCUGUCUGUGAUGAUUAUUAAAGUCAAAACAACUGAUAAAGUUUAAGAUUUUGGAGGUUUAUUAAAUGUUCUCUAAAUAGUUUUAGUUUAUCAACAAGGUUUUACUGAACGUUCAGCAAUAUGCUGAGAAUGUGGGGCAGCCACAUUUAUAAUUAUAUGGAAGUGAUCAUGCACACCUUUUGAAUGUGGCAUUUACCUCUGCAUUUAUAUCGAAUUGUGAAUUUAUUGUUCAUCAGAAUGUGUGAACGGUUUGGAGGAAUAGUCUUAUGCUCUUUUCAAAUUAGUCCAGUUUGGUGAGUGAAGCAAGAUAGUCUCAAUUUAGUUACCAAACCGACUGUUCUUGUUCUUCCAAGUUAAAAGUAGUAGAUAUAUAAUUUUAUUAGUGUUUGUCAUAGUUUUAAACUGCUCUCUGUAUUUUUCCUUGCAGAUGUUAGUCUGCAAUCAUUGACACUUUGUAUUCAGACUUAAGAUCUGAAUCGGUAUUUGAACAAAUUUAUCUUCUGUAGAAGACCGAAGUGUGUAAUCAAUUUUUUUUAAAUCAACUUUUAUAUCACUAUUUAUGUAGCUUUGUACGGAAAAAUUCAGAAAAAAUGUAAUAAUGAAUUUGUUUCUGGUCACAUUUGAUUUGACAGUUAAGAUAAAAGCUUCUAACAUUUGGUUCAAUACCACUUUACUACUAUAGCUUGUGUUUCAGCUGAAGGAGUGUGAAAUAAGUAUAUUUCAAGAUGCUUUGAUUUAUUUCUGCUGCCAUAUUGAUGAUUUGGUUGAAAGCAAAACGUUAACAUCGAUAUUCAGUUUGAGGGGGCUUUUCAGUUUAACCAUGUGAAAAAAGCUGAUUUUAUGGGUCUUUUAUCAAAACCUACUAAAAAAUUGUGAUCUGUGUAUAUUCUUUGAAUUGCAUUGCUUUUUUCUUUUACAUCCAAAUAUUUUUAAGUACACCUUCAUUGUAUGCAAAUAAAUAUCCCAAUUCUGAA
Molecule: messenger RNA, 3359 nt
Organism: Frankliniella occidentalis (western flower thrips)
Lineage: Eukaryota; Metazoa; Arthropoda; Insecta; Thysanoptera; Thripidae
Gene: Rassf
Exons: 10
Coding region: 227-2092 (621 amino acids)
Biological process (GO): signal transduction
Source: RefSeq, a predicted model, not a curated record